UAAUGACAUUUUAUUGAAAACAUUUCAAUCCUCUUGACAGUCUUCAAACUUAAUAUUCAGUUGGAAGAAGCAAAUUUAAUCUAUAAAUAUUCGUUAAAGUGUUUUUGAAACUUUUUUUAUGAUGUGUUCCAAAAAGUUCUCGCGGAUAUUUUUAUGUUUGAUUUUAAAUUUCUUUAACUUAUUCAAGUUUGCACUUAGUGGAGCUCCAUCAGGAUGUUCUUUGGACGACACGGCCAGUCUGAUUGGUCGUUUUGAUUGCGAGUUUAAUUCUGUAUCUUUUCCCCUUGUAAUGACAGAUUUCUCCUCCCCGGAUCCUCAAAGAAUCCGGAUCUAUAACGUAUCAGGAACGUUAAGUUCUCCCUCGUUUUCUGGAUUCAGUUCAUUCAAUACAGGAACAAUAGAUACUGACUAUCCAACGUUACUAGAAAUCGAAUGUGUUAAUGGCGGAACAUUGGAUAUAAGUGCUGGAACGUUUACGGGUAUGGAUUACAUCCAGGAAUUCUAUAUCACCAAUUGUGUUAUAUCGGACUUACCAGAUAACGUUUUUGCCGAUAUCGGAACGCUGAAUUAUUUCAAGAUUGAAGGAGGUUCUAUUGGAGCUACUCAAACCAACAGUUUAAAUGGAUUAAAUGUUGCAAGAUCUGGUUCACCAUCUCCACUAGGAACAUUCAUAAUCUAUAACUCUCCCAUCAUUACUGGAGAGCUGGCAUCUGGCUUCCUAAAUCCUUUGACAACGGUAACAACAAUCACGCUGAAGAACACUGGUUUGAAUUCUAUAGAGGCCAAUAUGUUCACCCAAAAUACAUUAGUCCGUAACUUAAGUAUUGCAGGAAACAAUUUUCAAGUGCUUCCCACCAACAUAUUUUCUGGAUUAGAUGCGCUAAUGUUUCUAGACAUGAGUGAUGUCCCCUUUAAUUGUAGUUGUUCUAAUGUUUGGUUUCUUGAUUAUUUAGUUGAACAUGACAUCAGUAUAGUGGGAGCAGCUGUCUGUAGCGAGCCUUCGUCGUACAAUUUACAAAGAGCGACAAUAUUCCAAGAUGAAAACUGUCCUUAUGAUCCUUGUGGAAACAUCCCAGGUAUAAAUGCAGAUCCACGAUGUCAUACGAUUUUCCAGGUGUUUGGAUAUGUUGUGACGUGUGGUAGUUUACUCGUGACAUUGAUGGCCAUUUAUCUGUACCUUAACACCCGACUUCAUAUUGCAAUGCCAAAAUUCCGACUAGAACAGAAGAAAAAAAACGCUUGGAUUAAAGUACAAGACUCACUUUACAAAGGUGUGGUCAAUAUGAUUCCACCAGCUUCGACAGGAGUAAACGGAGUUAAAUUGCCUCCAAUUAAGAGAGCGACGAGGAAGAGAUUUCCAUCCCCGAACGUGAUACAGCAUUUUGAUCUUCCGUACAAUUCUGAUCUGGAAAAAGAUGAUUUGGAAAAAGAAAUUAAUGAAAAAAACAAAAAUAAUUCUUUGGGAAAUAGUUACACGACAAAUGAAGUGAAUAAAAAAUCAAAAGCGGAUUUAGAAGUGUCAAUUGCAGACGGACAAUGAUUAUGUACAUGGAUAUAUUUUAAAUAAAGACAUUGACGUAUCAAGGGAAACGAAAGAUAAAACCACAAGAUUUAGAUAAGAUCACGAAAAAUAUAGCAAACCGCCAUUUAUAGCUUGCUAAGGCUCCGUGUUGAAGGCCGAACAUUGACCUAUAAUUAUUUUAUACAAUGUGAUAUGGACGGAGAGUUGUCUUUUAUUAAUACUACAUCUUCUUAUUUAUAUUGAAAA
This is a messenger RNA of Mytilus trossulus (common blue mussel), 1768 nucleotides long. RefSeq lists its product as uncharacterized. The transcript has 3 exons. The record is from RefSeq and is a predicted model, not a curated record. NCBI's taxonomy places the organism in Eukaryota, Metazoa, Mollusca, Bivalvia, Mytilida, Mytilidae. The coding region runs from base 119 to 1540 and encodes 473 amino acids.